UAUUUUAUUUCAAUUCUCCAAAAAUCUUUUUUAACAGAUGACUAUCCAAACGAUAACAAUUUAAUUUUUCUAGAUGGUCAGAAUUUAACAAUAAUAAAUUAAUAAAAAGAAUAAAAAAUGCAAAACUUACGUACCUCCAGAAAGUUUCCAGUGUUUGUUUUUCCACAAAGCAUAACGUUUUUUUUAGAUGAUCAAUCAACUCAUAAACAAGUUUUAACACUAUAUAACCCAUAUGAAUUUCCUAUAAAAUUCAAAGUUUUAAGUACUGCUCCAAAUAAAUAUAAAGUAGUUGAUCCAGAAGGAACAAUAAAGUCAAGAUGUUGUGUGGAUAUUGUAGUAAGACACACAGCUCUAAUGAUGGCCAAUUGCAAUGUAGUUGAUAAAUUCCGAAUUCAAAUGCAAGAGCACCACACUAAACAGAUUAUAGGAAAAAAAGACAUUGAGGCUAAGCUUUUACUUGGAGCUGGUGAAUCUGGAAGAGGAACCCCUGACCCUGAUAUGUUUCAGCAGCUUCCAAUCAAUGAAAAUAAACAACAAAGGUCUUAUUCAUUACCACCACAAGUUAGAACAAUUGAUAGAGGAACAAAUUAUGUGGCACUCAUUGCUGGAAUUGUGUGUAUAAUUGGAUUACUUUUACCUACUGAAGGUGAUCGAGGUCAUCGGAUACCUGAAUAUCUUCAUCUUUCUGUUAAUUUUAAACUUAUAUUUUCAUUUGUACUAGGUUACAAUCGAGAUGCAAUUAAGAUAAACAAAAUAACAUGACAGGAUGUUCAGCUCCGUUUUGUACAAAUUCUUCAACUAAAGGAUAUUUGAUGAAAGUAUUUCCUCGGGAUCCACUACGUCGAGCAGAAUGGAUAAAAAAUGUAAAUUUACCGAAUUGGUUACCCAAAGAGAACAGUUGUUUAUGUGAGGUCCACUUUGCUCCAGAAAUGUGGGAACAAAAACGAGUUGACAAUAAACGAAAAUUAAAACCGAAUGCAGUACCUACUAUUUUUGGAUAUUAUAUUAAAAAAAAACCUGUGAUACCAAUGAGAACCAAUGAAGCCCAACAAACUCUAGUGAAUUCAGAAACUCUUUCUCAUGAAUCUAUUUCUUUUAAUACUGAGAAUAUUAAUCAAAACGAAAUUUUAGUGAAUGCUGGUUCAACUACUGAAGAUAUUAGGUUGUCUGUUACAGACUCCAAUUCUCAACUCGAUACUUUUAUAAUAUCUGAAGCAGAAAAAGAACAUUUGAAUGAACGUCUGUUGAAGUUCCUUAAUAAGCAGCAGAGAGAAGUAAUGAUAUUACGUAAAAAGUUAAAAUGUUGUAAAUACAAAGUACGAAUAUUGGAAGAAAGGCUUGGAAAAGAUAAGUACAGAAUGGCAUUAUGUCGUGUUUUCAAUGAAGAUCAGAUAAAAGCUUUAUUAUCCAAAAAAAUACCACGAGAGUGGUCUUACGAUACAGUUAAACGUGCUUUGGAAUUAAAAUCUAUUUGCGGUAAUAAUGGAUAUGCAGCUCUUAAAAAAAUGGGCAUUCCACUCCCUUCUACUCGUACAUUACAAAGAAUGUCAACAAAAAUUAAUAAUUUAUAAAACUACGUAAUUAUUUACAAUAUUAUGAGUCUAAAAAAGUUUUAUUAAUUUUAUGAACAAAACAGAAAUAAUGAUACAGUUGAUA
Molecule: messenger RNA, 1656 nt
Organism: Chelonus insularis
Lineage: Eukaryota; Metazoa; Arthropoda; Insecta; Hymenoptera; Braconidae
Product: motile sperm domain-containing protein 1-like
Exons: 8
Coding region: 118-762 (214 amino acids)
Cellular component (GO): cytoplasm
Source: RefSeq, a predicted model, not a curated record